This is a messenger RNA of Diceros bicornis minor, 1597 nucleotides long. RefSeq names its product thymidine kinase 2 (gene TK2). Gene Ontology annotation, biological process: nucleobase-containing compound metabolic process. NCBI's taxonomy places the organism in Eukaryota, Metazoa, Chordata, Mammalia, Perissodactyla, Rhinocerotidae. The record is from RefSeq and is a predicted model, not a curated record. Bases 233 to 1021 code for a protein of 262 amino acids. Gene Ontology annotation, cellular component: mitochondrion; cytoplasm. The transcript is spliced from 10 exons. Gene Ontology annotation, molecular function: ATP binding; deoxynucleoside kinase activity.
AGCGUCCCGUUAGCGGGCAGAUUUCCUGGCUGCAAACGGUGGACCCCUCACCUCGCAUUAUUUUCCCUCUGGGAGAGAGGGUGAAAUACGACGGGGUCUCUUUAAGAGCCGUGUUCCAGCAGGCGCCAGGCAGGCGCGACGCGGGAAGCAGGCAGCGUGCGGAGGAGGUUGGCCUGCCCGCGGCUGACUCGCAGGGAAGGAGGCCCGGGCUGCCAGACCCGCCCGGCCGGCCAUGCUGCUGCGACCGCUGCGGAGCUGGGCCGCCCGGGCGCUGCGCCGCGAGGGGCCCGGGAGCCUCCCCUCGGGUCCGGGCUCGCGGGGGGCGCAGCGCCGGGCCUGGCCUCGGGAUAAAGAGAGGGAAAACGAAAAAAAAUCAGUGAUCUGUGUUGAGGGCAAUAUUGCAAGCGGGAAGACGACGUGCCUGGACUUCUUCUCCAACACAGCAGACAUUGAGGUAUUCCCAGAGCCUGUGUCCAAGUGGAGAAAUGUCCGUGGCCAUAAUCCUCUGGGUCUCAUGUACCGUGAUGCCUCUCGAUGGGGCCUCACGCUACAAACAUACGUGCAGCUCACCAUGCUGGACCAGCACACUCGUCCUCAGACAUUACCUGUACGGUUGAUGGAGCGGUCGAUUCACAGCGCAAGAUACAUUUUUGUAGAAAACCUGUAUAGAAGCGGGAAGUUGCCUGAAGUGGACUAUGUGGUUCUGUCGGAGUGGUUUGACUGGAUCGUGAGGAACAUCGAUGUGUCCGUUGAUUUGAUAGUUUAUCUCCGGACCGCUCCUGAGACCUGUUACCAGAGGUUAAAGAUGAGAUGCAGGGAAGAGGAGAAGGUCAUCCCACUGGAGUACCUGGAUGCUAUUCACCACCUCUAUGAGGAGUGGCUCAUCAAAGGAGGCCUUUUCCCUGUGAUGGCCCCUGUUCUGGUGAUUGAGGCUGACCACGACAUGCAGAAAAUGUUAGAACUUCUUGAACAAAACCGGGACCGAAUAUUAACUCCAGAGAGUCGGAAGCAUGGUCCAUAGGACAGGAAAGAUCAUGCCAGAAAAAUGCCCGUUGCUGCCAACUUAGCUAUUAGAAGCAAUUUAGAAAAAUCGACUCUCAGGAGGGCUUUAUAUCUGGCCAGACUUGUUUUCCUAAUGGUCUUCUCUCCUUUGCCAGUGUCUUUAUCCUGGGUUUCUGGCACUUGUGGGUAAAUGACAAAUGAGACCAAUGGGUUUGUUGUGCCCUUUGGUGUUCGCAGCCAAGCAUUCUCCCCGGUGCCCCUCCUUGUGGUUUCCCACUGCUGGAUCCCUCUAAUUAAGGGAAGAGCCACCUGACAUUAUGCUGGGCUCAUAGUCUCUAACCCUUCAGACCACCCAGGAGGGUGAGGUAGUGGUCUUACAUCCCAAGGGAGGAAGUUGAAGCUCAGAGAGGCUGAGGGACUCCCCAGGGUCACACAGCCAGUAACUGUAGUCAGCACCAGAGUUCUGGCGACUCCAAAACAUUCUCUUGCCCCAGGCUGCCUCAGCCUGAGAGCCCUGCCUUCCCCUGCUGGAGACCCUCACUCUGUGUGGGGAGAGCCAGCAGUACGUGGAGCCACUAUCAUCAUUUUCUCCUUA